AUGCAGGCAAACGAGGAGGAGGAACCUGAGAUUCACGAACUGUUUGAAACAUGGGAGAGCCAGGUCAACGUCUACUUCACCCUGACGCGCCCAACCAAGACCCUGCGUCAGGCACGACAUCGUGGCGAAGAGUGCAGGGCCGACAGGACGGGCAACUGCUGCAUGGGCAGGACCUGCCUGUGCUACCAGCAGCGCGCCGAAUGCGGCGGUGACUGCCCCUGCAAGUGCAGAGCACUCGCGCACGGCAUUUGCCAAAAUCAACAGAUGCGCAGGGCAGGCAGCGUGCAGUGCUAUGUGGUUCGCGACCACAGCAAGCGGCACAACCGGUUCCUCGUCGACCAGCCGGUCAAGAGUGGCCAGUUUAUCAUCGAAAUGACCGGCAUCUUCAUGGAAACAGAGCGCCUCAAGCAGGGGUGUCGCCCUUCGGCCCGCGUGGUCGAGGUGUUCGUAGACUGCGACCUGCAUCUCGGAGUGUUUGCCAGGCGGGACCUGCGGACUGGCGAGGAGGUGACGAUUCCGUUCGACCGGGAUCCUUCGCCGGAACACAUCAUUCGGUGUCCGCAGCUGAUCCCAAACGCGUGCCUCUUCAAGUAG
Messenger RNA from Acanthamoeba castellanii str. Neff, 594 nucleotides. RefSeq lists its product as uncharacterized. The transcript has 7 exons. Bases 1 to 594 code for a protein of 197 amino acids. The record is from RefSeq and is a predicted model, not a curated record. NCBI's taxonomy places the organism in Eukaryota, Discosea, Longamoebia, Acanthamoebidae.